CUAGAGCAUUGGCGGUGGUUGUACGUAGACGCUACUAGCGUCAUGUGUCUUAGUAAUGUUAGUGAAUAUGAAUGAUGACUUCGGAGAUGCUAUGUUGAGUUCAGACCAACUGAUGUCAGUUGGUCUUGGUGGUCUUCGUAACAUAGGGAACACAUGCUAUAUGAAUGCUGCUUUGCAAGCCUUAUCAAAUUGCCCUCAUUUGACGGAGUUCUUUUUGGAGUGUCAUGAUAUUCUCGACCCUAAUCGGAAGCUUGUUCUUCUAUCUCACUAUUAUACUUUGCUUUCUGAAUUUUGGGGGAAUGAAAGACAACGUUGCUUCAACGCAAAUACGAUUUUGGAUGCCUUUUGCAUUACCCACCCAAUGUUCAGAGGUUAUUCACAGCAUGAUGCUCAAGAGUUUCUGAGACUUUUCUUGGUUCAGCUACAUGAAGAGCUUAAACAUUCUAAAAUUUCAAUUUCAGAAAAGCGAGCUUCAUCAGGUACAAGACAAACGACAUCCAAUCAAUCAGAUAACAGCAGCAGCAUAAUCACCGAUGUCUUUCAAGGUAGACUAGUUAGUACUGUGCGUUGUCUUUCUUGCAAUCGGCUUUCCAAUCGAGAAGAAACAUUUAUGGACUUAUCUCUCUCCCUUGCUAGACCAACUGUACAAACUUGUAAUUUAUCCUCAUCAAUUGAAGAAUCUACGCACUCCUCUUUUAUGAAUGGCACUGUAAUAAAAAAUGGACCUGUUUACGUGAAAACAUCCGAUGGUGGUGAUUCACAGCGUAUACAAUCUUGUUGUUCACCAAGUUCGAAAUCGACUCCAACUCAUAGUUUGAGGACGAAAUUCUCCUUAUUAUCUUCAUUUCCGGUGAUAGAUCGUUUAGUAAAUGCAAUUCCUUGGCUUUUAACUCUGCUUUUAACGCUUACUCAUAUAAUGUUUUCAUAUGUACAGAGUUUUAUUCCUUCACCCAAACGAUGGAUAGACAAAUGGUCUACGCUAACGUUGGAUGAUUGUUUAUCCCACUACUUUUCUGAAGCCGAGUUGGUCGGAGAGAAUAGAUAUUUCUGUGGAAGGUGUAAUCAGCGAUGUAAUGGCUUGAAACAGUUUAGACUUAUAGCCUUACCAGAGAUACUUACACUUCAUUUGAAAAGAUUCAGCAGUAAUCAUAUGUACUCUUCAAAAUUAUCCUCUCCAGUAAAUUUCCCGUUGAAGAGUUUAGAAUUAUCACCGUUUCUUCAUCGUGAUUGUAAAGAUAAGAUUACAACUUAUGAUUUAAUCGGUGUGAUAUGUCAUUAUGGUGGUUGUGGUGGCGGGCAUUAUACAACCUGUGCAUAUAAUUCAUCUACUGAAAGUUGGUAUGAAUUCAAUGAUGAACAUGUUCGAAAAUUAGAUGUUGAACAGGUGGAAACAUUGAAAAGUUCAGCUUAUAUUUUAUUUUAUCGUAAACGUGAUACCCAUUUGGAACCACUUCGGCAGUCGUGGCAACUUACUCCAGCUGGUAAAAUGUGCUAUGUAAGCAAACCUUGGAUUAUUCGAUUUUGGACAUGGGCUGAACCAGGUCCUAUGACAUCAGAAUUCCUAUGUGAACAUGGUUAUUUUCGACCAGAGCUAUGGGAAUUACGUAAUGCAUUGACUUUAUCCAUCCCAGAAAAUAUUUGGUCUAAUCUUCAUGAUAUGUUUGGAGGUCAUGAAAUGAUUCAAGAAUUGAUUCCCUGUAAUGACUGUUGUGAUGCUAUAACUAAAAGACAGAAAUAUGAACUUUCAGAAGUGAUGAGGGUUAGCUCAUCUACAUCCCGUCAACCACGUCUUAUGCUGUCAGUAAAAAAUGGUUGGAUGUAUGGCUACAGUUUGUCAAAGGGAAGUCUUGGGAUUCCCCAGGUCCUAUUGAUAAUUCAGAUAUCUUACCGUGUAAUUCAUCAAUUUAUCGUUGUCGUAAUCAUUCUUCAUCAUUUUCGUCUACUCCACUUGGUAAUUAUGAAUGUUUAUCCGCCGAAGUUUGGAAUCUAUUAUUUAGCAUAUAUGGUGGAGGUCCAACUCUAUCUGUAUGCGGAACUCCAUAUCUAUCAGUGAAUACUAUCGAUGAAGGAUUAAUUGAUUCUUCCGGUCAAAGUUCUUCCGAUCAAUUAUCACAACAAAGUUCAUCGAAGAAUCCUUCUCCUGAGCCUCAGUUGUUGCCUGUUCAGCAAAGUGAAAAAGAAUUUCCUAUACAGACGAGUAAUGGUGUUGUUAUCAAUGAAGAAAAUGUCUCUAAUGGUUUAGAUUGGUCAGAAAACACAUCCAACUUAAAUCAAUGGCAAUUAAUAGAUAAUACCGACUGGACGACAAAUCCAUCAAUUAAUCAUCAUCCAGUCUUAACCAAUGGUAAUGAUUGUCAUCUCGAGAUCUCUGAUCGUGGAGAUGGUAGCUGUGAAUCGAUUGAACAACAAUAUUCUAUGCAUAAAAGCAGUUCGCCUGAAGUUGAACAAGUCAAUGGAAUUUAUCAUCCUGUCAAUACAUCAGAAAUAUUAACUACUCAAAUAAUUCCUAAUGGGGGAAACUCUGUGCCUACCACUAUUACUAUUACUGAUAAAGCGGAACCAUACAAAAUUAUCACCUCUUCUGGAGAUUUUGGUGAUUAUGAUCCAAGCCAAUUAUUGAUUCAUAAGAAUAUAUCUAAAAAGUCAAAUAUAGUCAUCAAAUCGAUUAAACGUGGGUCAAAUAAACGUCGGCGGUUAACUCCUACAAAAGCAUAACCAAUAUACACACACAUACACAUACCUAAUUUCCAUUGAAAUUUAAUUAUUUUAUUUUAUUGUCUUUGUUGUGAAUAACGCUAACGCUACUGUGAUUUUGUUGUUUUGCUUCUGACUUUCUCUGGGUGGGUGAAAAGAAAAGAGUCGAUUGCACUGCUCUCUCUGACAUCUUUUUACAAUGCAGUGUAGAGUAUUUCCCCCGGCCCCCACACCCACACACCCAAUGAAUAACUUCUUUGUGUGAACAUAUAACUUUUAGUGUGUAUUUACCUUUCUUGUAUUUAUCUAUCUAUUUGUUUAUUUCUACUGACACAUUGUACUUUCAAAUAACUCAACACAGUCAGUCAGGUGUUGUGGAAACUUGACGCGUUUUAUAUUUUAAAAAAACAUUUUGUAUAGGUUACUACUUCAUUAAAACAGGUAUCAUUCUCAGCUAACUGAGUACUGCUAAUAUCACUAAUAAUAAUAGUAACAUCCGGAUCUGAUGAUCAUAAAUCCCUUCAUUUCAUGUAUCAUUUUCACCCCGCCCCUACCCUGCACAUUGUUCAUCCCACUUAUCAGCCCCCCCCCGCAAAGCAAUACGAGUAAUCCUCCUCUCCUUUUUCUCCCACCUUCAUUUUAUGGGAAACAUUUAGUGUUCAAGCGACGUAUUCCUAUUCUCAUUAUGGUUUUAUAUUCUAGGGUGUUGCUUUCUGUGUAGAUGAAAUGCGGUUACUAGAAUAUAAGUAAUACCAUUACUACUACUGACAAUGGAAAUAAGUAGUAAAAGUUCUGAUUCCGUUUUUUUCAAAUUGUCAUUGUUAUGCCGUGACGAAAAUGGCAAAUGUACUUUCAUCAUAUGGAGACAAGAUGUUUCACAUUAUUAUGUAUGUAUGUGUGUGUGUAUAGAUUUAAAGUAUAUCCAUGUUGUAUAUGUAUUUAAAGUUAAGUCAAACAUUCUAUUAUCAUUAUUAUUAUUAUUAUUAUUAUUACUGCCAUUAUAAUAUAAUUAAUAUGUCAAAUUAUUACAUAAUCUCUAAAUAUACUAACAUCUAUUGUAUUCAUUUCCCACACCCCUUGCUGCUUUAUUUUUUUCUUGUCUGUUCCACUGUAAGGAACAGGUGAAUAUUGACACUGUACAAUUAAUUACUUGUGUCCAGUGUAUCCCAGCGUGUGAAGAACUCCACUUUCUUGUGUUAUGUGUAUAAUCAUUAUUUAAUUGUCUGUUUGUUGGUUUUUUUUCUUAAUGAUCCUCUCUGAUCUAAUUCAUUUGUUUGAUAAUGAAUUCUGCUGCGUUUAUGCUGACUUCCCUUUUGUUUGUUUGUGCGCUUGUUUAUUUUCCCUUCAAAAUUUACAAAAUAAUAAAUAUGACUACUCUUCAGGAUUUAUUUAAGUAUAUAUAUAUAUAUAUAUAUAUAUAUAUAUAUAUAUAUAUAUAUGAUAAUUUAGUUAACCAACUCACUAACUACUAACUUACUGGUGUGACUUCAUUGUAUAUGUAGAAAGAAGUGUAAACCGCUAACAGACAGAAGAUAUGCUAUGUGAUAGGAUGUGUUCAGUGUGUGCCCUUGUGUGUAUGUGUGUGAGAUAGAGAGUAUUUCUGCGGCCUUCUUGUCGGUUUUGUUUAACGCAGACAAAAGACAACUAGGCAGCAAAUGUAUUCUUAUUACGUUAGAAGAGUAAAACAGUUCUUGGGUUGCAUUGUUAUAUUCUUCUUCCUGUAAAAACCAAAUACAAGAAAUCGGUUUGACUGACUGUUUUUUUUGCUAUUUUAAUAUAUUUUGAGUUGCAGUUAAUAGUGUUCUUUGAGCUGGUUGGUUUAGUU
Messenger RNA from Trichobilharzia regenti, 4519 nucleotides. Lineage: Eukaryota; Metazoa; Platyhelminthes; Trematoda; Strigeidida; Schistosomatidae. The record is from the annotation of a GenBank genome assembly.